This is a messenger RNA of Talpa occidentalis (Iberian mole), 11721 nucleotides long. RefSeq names its product filaggrin (gene FLG). The transcript has 3 exons. Gene Ontology annotation, biological process: establishment of skin barrier. Gene Ontology annotation, molecular function: structural molecule activity; calcium ion binding; transition metal ion binding. The coding region runs from base 1 to 11721 and encodes 3906 amino acids. Gene Ontology annotation, cellular component: keratohyalin granule; cornified envelope. Lineage: Eukaryota; Metazoa; Chordata; Mammalia; Eulipotyphla; Talpidae. The record is from RefSeq and is a predicted model, not a curated record.
AUGUCCACUCUCCUGGAGAACAUCACUGCCAUCAUUGACCUAUUCGACCAAUAUUCAAACAAAUAUAAGGAGAAUAACACACUGAGCAAAAAAGAGCUAAAGGAGCUUCUGGAGGUGGAGUUUCGGCCAAUCCUGAAGAAUCCAGAUGACCCAGACACUGCUGAAGUCUUCAUGGAAAUCCUUGAUGUGGACCACAACAAUGAAAUAGACUUCACAGAGUUUCUUCUCAUGGUAUUUAGGUUGGCACAAGCAUACUAUGUCUCUGUAGGAAGAAAACACCACAGAACAUCAGGUAAAAAUGAGGAAGAGCAUGGAAACCAUAAUCAAUUUGAAGAAGAUGACACAGAAGAAGAAACAGAGGAAGAAGAGAAGGAUGAAACUACCAGAAAGACAAGAGUAUCAAAAAACAAAGAAAAAGGAGAGAAAUCAAGAUCCAAGAGUCCAAGAGGGAGCAGGAAGAGAGAUCAUGACGCUGAUUCAAGCGGUCAUAGAGGGAACCAUGAAAAAUCAACACAGGGACACAAAAGAGGACAUGGGAAAAAACAGAAUGUUUUACCUGAGGAAAAGCAAGUUAGAUCAGGACCAAAAGAAGUACAAGAAAGAAGACACAAGUCAAAUAUCAGCACAAUAAAUGCAAACGAAGAAAAUACUGGUGAUGAAUACACCUCAGGUCAUAAGAGGAACAGGAAAGGACAGUCAGAAGAUUCCGGGAGACAAUCCUCCACCACCCAUGGCGGGCCUGGCGCCAGUUCAGGAAAACAACAUGGGUCUGCCCAUGGCCUUGAUGGAGGCAGCUCAGGGCACACAGGACCACAUCAAGGGCAGACUGAAUCCCACUUGCACUCAGACUCUACCCGCACGCAGGCAGGAUCCGGUCGUAGAGACAGGAAAGGGCACGGCCAUGGGCAGUCAGGAGACACCGCCAGGCACUCAGGGACUGGACAUGGAGCAAAGGCAUCCGGAUCCCCACACAGCAAACAUCAGGAAGCCAGUGUGAGUCAGGACAGCGACAAUGAAGGACAGUCAGAACUCUCUGAUGGUCAGUCAGGGUCAACCCACAGAAACGCUGGGUCCACUCAAACAAAACAACGUGGGUCCACACGUGGACAGUCAGCAGAAAAGCACGGGCACUCUGGGUCCCGUCUGUACCAGGUAGUCUCCGAAGAGGAGCCUGAUUCAGCCCAUGCACAGGAAACAGCCAGCACCAAGGACAAGAAAGCAACGCACCACGAGCAGGCAAGAGACAGCACCCGACAUGCUGGCACCCAUGAGCGUCAGGCAACAACUGGUGGUCGCUCUGAGACUUCCUCCCGUGGGACAUCUGGAACCAGCACCAGAGGGAAACAAGAAACCCAUCCCCAGGAGGCAAGAGAUGGCUCCAGACACACAGGGUCUAGUCACAGCCAGGCAGACAGCUCUGGACGUGCACAGUCCGGCCACGGACACCAGUCAUCCACACGCCAGCCAAGCGCUCACCGAGGGUCCAGCAUAAGCCAGGACAGUGACAGUGAAGGGCAGUCAGAAGAUUCCGGGAGACAAUCCUCCACCACCCUUGGUGGACCUGGGGCCGGUUCAGGAAAACAACAUGGGUCUACCCGUGGCCUUGCUGGAGGCAGCUCAGGGCACACGGGAUCAUAUCAAGGGCAGACUGACUCCCACUUGCACUCAGACUCUGCCCGCACGCAGGCAGGAUCCACUACUAGAGACAGGAAAGGGCACAGUCAAGGGCAGUCAGGAGACACCGCCAGGCACUCAGGGACUGGACACAGAGCAAAGGCAUCCGGAUCCCCACACAGCAAACAUCGGGAAGCCAGUGUGAGUCAGGACAGCGACAGUGAAGGACAGUCAGAACUCUCUGAUGGUCAGUCAGGGUCAACCCACAGAAACGCUGGGUCCACUCAAACAAAACAACGUGGGUCCACACGUGGACAGUCAGCAGAAAAGCACGGGCACUCUGGGUCCCGUCUGUACCAGGUAGUCUCCGAAGAGGAGCCUGAUUCAGCCCAUGCACAGGAAACAGCCAGCACCAAGGACAAGAAAGCAACGCGCCACGAGCAGGCAAGAGACAGCACCCGACACGCUGGCACCCAUGAGCGUCAGGCAACAACUGGUGGUCGCUCUGAGACUUCCUCCCAUGGGACGUCUGGAACCAGCACCAGAGGGAAAAAAGAAACCCAUCCCCAGCAGGCAAGAGAUGGCUCCAGACACACAGGGUCUCGUCAUAGCCAGGCAGACGGCUCUGGACGUGCACAGUCCAGCCACGGACACCAGUCUUCCUCACGCCAGCCAAGUGCUCACCGAGGGUCCAGCAUAAGCCAGGACAGUGACAGUGAAGGACAGUCAGAAGAUUCCGGGAGACAAUCCUCCACCACCCCUGGCGGGCCUGGGGCCGGUUCAGGAAAACACCAAGGGUCUACCCGUGGCCUUGCUGGAGGCAGCUCAGGGCACACGGGACCACAUCAAGGGCAGACUGACUCCCACUUGCACUCAGACUCUGCCGCAAGCAAGCAGGAUCCACUACUAGAGACAGGAAAGGGCACGGCCAUGGGCAGUCAGGAGACACCGCCAGGCACUCAGGGACUGGACACGGAGCAAAGGCAUCUGGAUCCCCACACAGCAAACAUCGGGAAGCCAGUAGUCUCCGAAGAGGAGCCUGAUUCAGCCCAUGCACAGGAAACAGCCAGCACCAAGGACAAGAAAGCAACGCACCACGAGCAGGCAAGAGACAGCACCCGACACGCUGGCACCCAUGAGCGUCAGGCAACAACUGGUGGUCGCUCUGAGACUUCCUCCCGAGGGACGUCUGGAACCAGCACCAGAGGGAAACAAGAAACCCAUGCCCAGCUGGCAAGAGACGGCUCCAGACACACAGGGCCUCAUCACAGCCAGGCAGACAGCUCUGGACAUGCACAUUCCGGCCACGGACACCAGUCAUCCACACACCAGCCAAGUGCUCACCGAGGGUCCAGCAUAAGCCAGGACAGUGACAGUGAAGGACAGUCAGAAGAUUCCGGGAGACAAUCCUCCACCACCCUUGGUGGGCCUGGGGCCGGUUCAGGAAAACAACAUGGGUCUACCCGUGGCCUUGCUGGAGGCAGCUCAGGGCACACGGGACCACAUCAAGGGCAGACUGACUCCCACUUGCACUCAGACUCUGCCCGCAAGCAAGCAGGAUCCACCACUAGAGACAGGAAAGGGCACAGCCAUGGGCAGUCAGGAGACACCGCCAGGCACUCAGGGACUGGACACGGAGCAAAGGCAUCCGGAUCCCCACACAGCAAACAUCGGGAAGCCAGUGUGAGUCAGGACAGCGACAGUGAAGGACAGUCAGAACUCUCUGAUGGUCAGUCAGGGUCAACCCACAGAAACGCUGGGUCCACUCAAACAAAACAACGUGGGUCCACACGUGGACAGUCAGCAGAAAAGCACGGGCACUCUGGGUCCCGUCUGUACCAGGUAGUCUCCGAAGAGGAGCCUGAUUCAGCCCAUGCACAGGAAACAGCCAGCACCAAGGACAAGAAAGCAACGCGCCACGAGCAGGCAAGAGACAGCACCCGACACGCUGGCACCCAUGAGCGUCAGGCAACAACUGGUGGUCGCUCUGAGACUUCCUCCCAUGGGACGUCUGGAACCAGCACCAGAGGGAAAAAAGAAACCCAUCCCCAGCAGGCAAGAGAUGGCUCCAGACACACAGGGUCUCGUCAUAGCCAGGCAGACGGCUCUGGACGUGCACAGUCCGGCCACGGACACCAGUCUUCCUCACGCCAGCCAAGCGCUCACCGAGGGUCCAGCAUAAGCCAGGACAGUGACAGUGAAGGACAGUCAGAAGAUUCCGGGAGACAAUCCUCCACCACCCCUGGCGGGCCUGGGGCCGGUUCAGGAAAACACCAAGGGUCUACCCGUGGCCUUGCUGGAGGCAGCUCAGGGCACACGGGACCACAUCAAGGGCAGACUGACUCCCACUUGCACUCAGACUCUGCCCGCAAGCAAGCAGGAUCCACUACUAGAGACAGGAAAGGGCACAGCCAUGGGCAGUCAGGAGACACCGCCAGGCACUCAGGGACUGGACACGGAGCAAAGGCAUCUGGAUCCCCACACAGCAAACAUCGGGAAGCCAGUGUGAGUCAGGACAGCGACAGUGAAGGACAGUCAGAACUCUCUGAUGGUCAGUCAGGGUCAACCCACAGAAACGCUGGGUCCACUCAAACAAAACAACGUGGGUCCACACGUGGACAGUCAGCAGAAAAGCACGGGCACUCUGGGUCCCGUCUGUACCAGGUAGUCUCCGAAGAGGAGCCUGAUUCAGCCCAUGCACAGGAAACAGCCAGCACCAAGGACAAGAAAGCAACGCGCCACGAGCAGGCAAGAGACAGCACCCGACACGCUGGCACCCAUGAGCGUCAGGCAACAACUGGUGGUCGCUCUGAGACUUCCUUCCGUGGGACAUCUGGAACCAGCACCAGAGGGAAACAAGAAACCCAUGCCCAGCUGGCAAGAGACGGCUCCAGACACACAGGGUCUAGUCACAGCCAGGCAGACAGCUCUGGACAUGCACAUUCCGGCCACGGACACCAGUCAUCCACACGCCAGCCUAGCGCUCACCGAGGGUCCAGCAUAAGCCAGGACAGUGACAGUGAAGGGCAGUCAGAAGAUUCCGGGAGACAAUCCUCCACCACCCCUGGUGGGCCUGGGGCCGGUUCAGGAAAACAACAUGGGUCUACCCGUGGCCUUGCUGGAGGCAGCUCAGGGCACUCGGGACCACAUCAAGGGCAGACUGACUCCCACUUGCACUCAGACUCUGCCCGCAAGCAAGCAGGAUCCACCACUAGAGACAGGAAAGGGCACAGCCAUGGGCAGUCAGGAGACACCGCCAGGCACUCAGGGACUGGACACGGAGCAAAGGCAUCUGGAUCCCCACACAGCAAACAUCGGGAAGCCAGUGUGAGUCAGGACAGCGACAGUGAAGGACAGUCAGAACUCUCUGAUGGUCAGUCAGGGUCAACCCACAGAAACGCUGGGUCCACUCAAACAAAACAACGUGGGUCCACACGUGGACAGUCAGCAGAAAAGCACGGGCACUCUGGGUCCCGUCUGUACCAGGUAGUCUCCGAAGAGGAGCCUGAUUCAGCCCAUGCACAGGAAACAGCCAGCACCAAGGACAAGAAAGCAACGCGCCACGAGCAGGCAAGAGACAGCACCCGACACGCUGGCACCCAUGAGCGUCAGGCAACAACUGGUGGUCGCUCUGAGACUUCCUCCCAUGGGACGUCUGGAACCAGCACCAGAGGGAAAAAAGAAACCCAUCCCCAGCAGGCAAGAGAUGGCUCCAGACACACAGGGUCUCGUCAUAGCCAGGCAGACGGCUCUGGACGUGCACAGUCCAGCCACGGACACCAGUCUUCCUCACGCCAGCCAAGCGCUCACCGAGGGUCCAGCAUAAGCCAGGACAGUGACAGUGAAGGACAGUCAGAAGAUUCCGGGAGACAAUCCUCCACCACCCUUGGCGGGCCUGGGGCCGGUUCAGGAAAACACCAAGGGUCUACCCGUGGCCUUGCUGGAGGCAGCUCAGGGCACACAGGACCACAUCAAGGGCAGACUGACUCCCACUUGCACUCAGACUCUGCCCGCAAGCAAGCAGGAUCCACUACUAGAGACAGGAAAGGGCACAGCCAUGGGCAGUCAGGAGACACCGCCAGGCACUCAGGGACUGGACACGGAGCAAUGGCAUCUGGAUCCCCACACAGCAAACAUCGGGAAGCCAGUGUGAGUCAGGACAGCGACAGUGAAGGACAGUCAGAACUCUCUGAUGGUCAGUCAGGGUCAACCCACAGAAACGCUGGGUCCACUCAAACAAAACAACGUGGGUCCACACGUGGACAGUCAGCAGAAAAGCACGGGCACUCUGGGUCCCGUCUGUACCAGGUAGUCUCCGAAGAGGAGCCUGAUUCAGCCCAUGCACAGGAAAAAGCCAGCACCAAGGACAAGAAAGCAACGCGCCACGAGCAGGCAAGAGACAGCACCCGACACGCUGGCACCCAUGAGCGUCAGGCAACAACUGGUGGUCGCUCUGAGACUUCCUCCCGUGGGACGUCUGGAACCAGCACCAGAGGGAAACAAGAAACCCAUGCCCAGCUGGCAAGAGACGGCUCCAGACACACAGGGUCUAGUCACAGCCAGGCAGACAGCUCUGGACAUGCACAUUCCGGCCACGGACACCAGUCAUCCACACGCCAGCCUAGCGCUCACCGAGGGUCCAGCAUAAGCCAGGACAGUGACAGUGAAGGGCAGUCAGAAGAUUCCGGGAGACAAUCCUCCACCACCCUUGGUGGACCUGGGGCCGGUUCAGGAAAACAACAUGGGUCUACCCGUGGCCUUGCUGGAGGCAGCUCAGGGCACACGGGACCACAUCAAGGGCAGACUGACUCCCACUUGCACUCAGACUCUGCCCGCACGCAGGCAGGAUCCACUACUAGAGACAGGAAAGGGCACAGUCAAGGGCAGUCAGGAGACACCGCCAGGCACUCAGGGACUGGACACAGAGCAAAGGCAUCCGGAUCCCCACACAGCAAACAUCGGGAAGCCAGUGUGAGUCAGGACAGCGACAGUGAAGGACAGUCAGAACUCUCUGAUGGUCAGUCAGGGUCAACCCACAGAAACGCUGGGUCCACUCAAACAAAACAACGUGGGUCCACACGUGGACAGUCAGCAGAAAAGCACGGGCACUCUGGGUCCCGUCUGUACCAGGUAGUCUCCGAAGAGGAGCCUGAUUCAGCCCAUGCACAGGAAACAGCCAGCACCAAGGACAAGAAAGCAACGCGCCACGAGCAGGCAAGAGACAGCACCCGACACGCUGGCACCCAUGAGCGUCAGGCAACAACUGGUGGUCGCUCUGAGACUUCCUCCCAUGGGACAUCUGGAACCAGCACCAGAGGGAAAAAAGAAACCCAUCCCCAGCAGGCAAGAGAUGGCUCCAGACACACAGGGUCUCGUCAUAGCCAGGCAGACGGCUCUGGACGUGCACAGUCCGGCCAUGGACACCAGUCAUCCACACGCCAGCCAAGCGCUCACCGAGGGUCCAGCAUAAGCCAGGACAGUGACAGUGAAGGACAGUCAGAAGAUUCCGGGAGACAAUCCUCCACCACCCCUGGCGGGCCUGGGGCCGGUUCAGGAAAACACCAAGGGUCUACCCGUGGCCUUGCUGGAGGCAGCUCAGGGCACACGGGACCACAUCAAGGGCAGACUGACUCCCACUUGCACUCAGACUCUGCCCGCAAGCAAGCAGGAUCCACUACUAGAGACAGGAAAGGGCACAGCCAUGGGCAGUCAGGAGACACCACCAGGCACUCAGGGACUGGACACGGAGCAAAGGCAUCCGGAUCCCCACACAGCAAACAUCGGGAAGCCAGUGUGAGUCAGGACAGCGACAGUGAAGGACAGUCAGAACUCUCUGAUGGUCAGUCAGGGUCAACCCACAGAAACGCUGGGUCCACUCAAACAAAACAACGUGGGUCCACACGUGGACAGUCAGCAGAAAAGCACGGGCACUCUGGGUCCCGUCUGUACCAGGUAGUCUCCGAAGAGGAGCCUGAUUCAGCCCAUGCACAGGAAACAGCCAGCACCAAGGACAAGAAAGCAACGCACCACGAGCAGGCAAGAGACAGCACCCGACACGCUGGCACCCAUGAGCGUCAGGCAACAACUGGUGGUCGCUCUGAGACUUCCUUCCGUGGGACAUCUGGAACCAGCACCAGAGGGAAACAAGAAACCCAUGCCCAGCUGGCAAGAGACGGCUCCAGACACACAGGGCCUCAUCACAGCCAGGCAGACAGCUCUGGACAUGCACAUUCCGGCCACGGACACCAGUCAUCCACACGCCAGCCUAGCGCUCACCGAGGGUCCAGCAUAAGCCAGGACAGUGACAGUGAAGGGCAGUCAGAAGAUUCCGGGAGACAAUCCUCCACCACCCCUGGUGGGCCUGGGGCCGGUUCAGGAAAACAACAUGGGUCUACCCGUGGCCUUGCUGGAGGCAGCUCAGGGCACACGGGACCACAUCAAGGGCAGACUGACUCCCACUUGCACUCAGACUCUGCCCGCAAGCAAGCAGGAUCCACCACUAGAGACAGGAAAGGGCACAGCCAUGGGCAGUCAGGAGACACCGCCAGGCACUCAGGGACUGGACACGGAGCAAAGGCAUCUGGAUCCCCACACAGCAAACAUCGGGAAGCCAGUGUGAGUCAGGACAGCGACAGUGAAGGACAGUCAGAACUCUCUGAUGGUCAGUCAGGGUCAACCCACAGAAACGCUGGGUCCACUCAAACAAAACAACGUGGGUCCACACGUGGACAGUCAGCAGAAAAGCACGGGCACUCUGGGUCCUGUCUGUACCAGGUAGUCUCCGAAGAGGAGUCUGAUUCAGCCCAUGCACAGGAAACAGCCAGCACCAAGGACAAGAAAGCAACGCACCACGAGCAGGCAAGAGACAGCACCCGACAUGCUGGCACCCAUGAACAUCAGGCAGUCACUGGUGGUCGCUCUGAGACUUCCUCCCGUGGGACGUCUGGAACCAGCACCAGAGGGAAACAAGAAACCCAUCCCCAGCAGGCAAGAGAUGGCUCCAGACACACAGGGUCUAGUCACAGACAGGCAGACGGCUCCGGACCUGCACAUUUCGGCCACGGACACCAGUCAUCCACACGCCAGCCAAGUGCUCACAGAGGGUCCAGUAUUAGUCAGGACAGUGACAGCGAAGGACACUCAGAAAAUUCCAGGAGACAAUCCACCACCCCUGGCGGGCUUGGGGCCGGUUCAGGAAAACAACAUGGGUCUACCCGUGGCCUUGCUGGAGGCAGCUCAGGGCACACGGGGUCACAUCAAGGGCAGACUGACUCCCACUUGCACUCAGACUCUGCCCGCACGCAGGCAGGAUCCAGUACUAGAGACAGGAAAGGGCACAGUCAAGGGCAGUCAGGAGACACCGCCAGGCACUCAGGGACUGGACACGGAGCAAAGGCAUCUGGAUCCCCACACAGCAAACAUCGGGAAGCCAGUGUGAGUCAGGACAGUGACAGUGAAGGACAGUCAGAACUCUCUGAUGGUCAGUCAGGGUCAACCCACAGAAACGCUGGGUCCACUCAAACAAAACAACGUGGGUCCACACGUGGACAGUCAGCAGAAAAGCACGGGCACUCUGGGUCCCGUCUGUACCAGGUAGUCUCCGAAGAGGAGCCUGAUUCAGCCCAUGCACAGGAAAAAGCCAGCACCAAGGACAAGAAAGCAACGCACCACGAGCAGGCAAGAGACAGCACCCGACACGCUGGCACCCAUGAGCGUCAGGCAACAACUGGUGGUCGCUCUGAGACUUCCUCCCGUGGGACAUCUGGAACCAGCACCAGAGGGAAACAAGAAACCCAUCCCCAGCAGGCAAGAGAUGGCUCCAGACACACAGGGUCUAGUCACAGCCAGGCAGACAGCUCUGGACAUGCACAGUCCGGCCACGGACACCAGUCAUCCACACGCCAGCCAAGCGCUCACCGAGGGUCCAGCAUAAGCCAGGACAGUGACAGUGAAGGACAGUCAGAAGAUUCCGGGAGACAGUCCUCCACCACCCUUGGCGGGCCUGGGGCCGGUUCAGGAAAACAACAUGGGUCUACCCGUGGCCUUGCUGGAGGCAGCUCAGGGCACACGGGACCACAUCAAGGGCAGACUGACUCCCACUUGCACUCAGACUCUGCCCGCACGCAGGCAGGAUCCACUACUAGAGACAGGAAAGGGCACGGCCAUGGGCAGUCAGGAGACACCGCCAGGCACUCAGGGACUGGACACGGAGCAAAGGCAUCUGGAUCCCCACAUAGCAAACAUCGGGAAGCCAGUGUGAGUCAGGACAGCGACAGUGAAGGACAGUCAGAACUCUCUGAUGGUCAGUCAGGGUCAACCCACAGAAACGCUGGGUCCACUCAAACAAAACAACGUGGGUCCACACGUGGACAGUCAGCAGAAAAGCACGGGCACUCUGGGUCCCGUCUGUACCAGGUAGUCUCCGAAGAGGAGCCUGAUUCAGCCCAUGCACAGGAAAAAGCCAGCACCAAGGACAAGAAAGCAACACGCCACGAGCAGGCAAGAGACAGCACCCGACAUGCUGGCACCCAUGAACAUCAGGCAACAACUGGUGGUCGCUCUGAGACUUCCUCCCGUGGGACGUCUGGAACCAGCACCAGAGGGAAACAAGAAACCCAUGCCCAGCUGGCAAGAGACGGCUCCAGACACACAGGGCCUCAUCACAGCCAGGCAGACAGCUCUGGACAUGCACAUUCCGGCCACGGACACCAGUCAUCCACACGCCAGCCAAGCGCUCACCGAGGGUCCAGCAUAAGCCAGGACAGCGACAGUGAAGGACAGUCAGAAGAUUCCGGGAGACAAUCCUCCACCACCCUUGGUGGACCUGGGGCCGGUUCAGGAAAACAACAUGGGUCUACCCGUGGCCUUGCUGGAGGCAGCUCAGGGCACUCGGGACCACAUCAAGGGCAGACUGACUCCCACUUGCACUCAGACUCUGCCCGCAAGCAAGCAGGAUCCACUACUAGAGACAGGAAAGGGCACAGCCAUGGGCAGUCAGGAGACACCACCAGGCACUCAGGGACUGGACACGGAGCAAAGGCAUCUGGAUCCCCACACAGCAAACAUCGGGAAGCCAGUGUGAGUCAGGACAGCGACAGUGAAGGACAGUCAGAACUCUCUGAUGGUCAGUCAGGGUCAACCCACAGAAACGCUGGGUCCACUCAAACAAAACAACGUGGGUCCACACGUGGACAGUCAGCAGAAAAGCACGGGCACUCUGGGUCCCGUCUGUACCAGGUAGUCUCCGAAGAGGAGCCUGAUUCAGCCCAUGGACAGGAAAAAGCCAGCACCAAGGACAAGAAAGCAACACGCCACGAGCAGGCAAGAGACAGCACCCGACAUGCUGGCACCCAUGAACAUCAGGCAACAACUGGUGGUCGCUCUGAGACUUCCUCCCGUGGGACGUCUGGAACCAGCACCAGAGGGAAACAAGAAACCCAUCCCCAGCAGGCAAGAGAUGGCUCCAGACACACAGGGUCUAGUCACAGACAGGCAGACGGCUCCGGACCUGCACAGUCCGGCCACGGACACCAGUCAUCCACACGCCAGCCAAGUGCUCACAGAGGGUCCAGUAUUAGUCAGGACAGUGACAGCGAAGGACACUCAGAAGAUUCCAGGAGAAAAUCCACCACCCCUGGUGGGCUUGGGGCCGGUUCAGGAAAACAACAUAGGUCUACCCGUGGCCUUGCUGGAGGCAGCUCUGAAUACAAAGUACCACAUCAAGGGCAGACUGACUCCCACUGGCACUCAGACUCUGCCCGUACGCAGGUAGGAUCUGAUACCAAGUACAGGAAAGGGCACAGCCAUGGUCAGUUAGGAGAUACCGCCAGGCACUCAGGGACUCGACAUGGAGCAAAGGUCUCUGGAUCCCGAGACAGCAAACAUGGAGAAUCCAGUGUCAGUCAGCACAGUGACAGUGAGGAACAAUUGGAAUCUGAACACCCUGAUGAUCAGUCAGGGAGUGUUCUUGCCCACACAGGGAGUUUAAGAAAACACAAAACAUUACAUAAGAGUCAUUCAUCUACUAACAGUGAGAACUUACAUAACCGUGAUACUUCAAAAGAACUAGGGUUUUAUGUGUCACAAAGUUACUAUUAUUAUGAGUGA